This is a messenger RNA of Cokeromyces recurvatus, 957 nucleotides long. Its product is annotated as Fibrillarin-domain-containing protein. Bases 1 to 957 code for a protein of 318 amino acids. Gene Ontology annotation, cellular component: nucleolus; small-subunit processome; box C/D methylation guide snoRNP complex. Gene Ontology annotation, molecular function: histone H2AQ104 methyltransferase activity; RNA binding; rRNA methyltransferase activity. NCBI's taxonomy places the organism in Eukaryota, Fungi, Mucoromycota, Mucoromycetes, Mucorales, Mucoraceae. The record is from RefSeq and is a predicted model, not a curated record. Gene Ontology annotation, biological process: rRNA methylation; box C/D sno(s)RNA 3'-end processing. The transcript has 2 exons.
AUGGCUUUUGAAGGUGGUCGUGGUGGUAAUCGUGGUGGUCGUGGUGGUUUUGGCGGCCGUGGCGGAGGCCGUGGUGGUUUCGGUGGUGAUCGUGGUGGUCGUGGUGGUCGUGGUGGAGGCCGUGGUGGUUUCGGUGGUGAUCGUGGCCGUGCACGUGGUGGUCGUGGAGCAUCUAGAGGUGGCCGUGGCGGACCUAGAGGCGGUGCUAGAGGUGGCCGUGGCGGUGCUAGAGGAGGAGCUAAAGGAGGUGCCAAGGUCAUUAUCGAACCUCACAGACAUGCCGGUAUCUUUGUUGCCCGUGGUAAGGAAGAUCUUUUGGUGACUAAGAACUUGGUCCCUGGUGAAGCUGUCUAUGGUGAAAAGCGUAUCUCUGUAGAUGGUCCUGAAGGUACCAAGAUUGAAUAUCGUGUCUGGAAUCCCUUCAGAUCCAAGUUGGCUGCUGCCGUUUUGGGUGGUGUUGAUCAUAUUCAUAUUGCUCCCGGUAAAAAGGUCCUCUAUCUUGGUGCUGCCUCUGGUACAUCUGUUUCUCAUGUUGCUGAUGUUGUUGGUCCUGAAGGUGCCGUUUAUGCUGUCGAAUUCUCUCACCGUCCCGGUCGUGACUUGAUUAACAUGGCUAAGAAGCGUACUAACGUUGUUCCUAUCAUUGAAGAUGCUCGUCACCCUCAAAAAUACCGUAUGUUGGUUCCCAUGGUAGAUGUUAUCUUUGCUGACGUUGCUCAACCUGAUCAAGCUCGUAUUAUUGCUUUAAAUGCACACCAUUUCCUUAAGAAUGAAGGUCACAUUGUUAUUUCUAUCAAGGCUUCUUGUAUUGAUUCAACUGUUGAUGCUGCUACCGUCUUUGCUCGUGAAGUUAAGAAACUUCAAGAAGAGAGAAUUAAACCUCAAGAACAACUUACUCUUGAACCUUACGAAAGAGACCACGCUGUUGUUGUAGGAAAAUACGUUCGUCACAAGUAA